This is a messenger RNA of Rosa chinensis, 1785 nucleotides long. Its product is annotated as protein FLX-like 2. The coding region runs from base 172 to 1464 and encodes 430 amino acids. The record is from RefSeq and is a predicted model, not a curated record. Lineage: Eukaryota; Viridiplantae; Streptophyta; Magnoliopsida; Rosales; Rosaceae. The transcript has 5 exons.
AAAAUUUGCUCAUCUUCUACCUUGGUCUAUUGAAUUAGAAAAUUGAUCUCUCUCUCUCUACUACUUUCACUUCACUAGGGCGCAGAGCACACUGUUACAGAGAACGGAGUCCUUCAAAGAACAAUUCAUAAAUAGGGAGAUUAGAUUAGAUUAGAGUGAGAAUUGGUAGAGAUGGGAAGUAAAGGUCGAAUCCCACCGGCCCAUCUCCGGCGUCCUCAUCCCGGACCCGACCCGUAUGGGCCUGGUGGGCCGGGCACCCGCCCACCUCCGGGUGCCUAUUCACCCUUUGACAUGUUGCCUCCUCCACAAGUUUUGGAGCAGAAGCUGGCUUCACAGCAUGUGGAGAUGCAGAGGCUGGCAACAGAGAACCAGAGACUGGCUUCGACGCACGGCAGCCUCAGGCAGGAGCUGGCAGGAGCUCAGCAUGAGCUGCAGAUACUGCAUGCUCAGGCCGGAGCUAUGAAGUCGGAGAGGGAUCAGCAGAUGAGGAGCCUGGUGGAUAAGAUUGCGAAAAUGGAGGCUGAGCUGAAAGCGGCGGAGUCUGUUAAGGUGGAGCUGCAGCAGGUGCGUGCUGAAGCGAAUAACUUGGUUGGGGUGAGGCAAGAGAGUAUUGUUAAAGUGCAGCAGUUGAGUCAGGAUCUUCAGAGGGCGCAGGGGGAUGUGCAGCAGAUUCCGGUUUUGGUUCAGCAACUCGAUGGCCUCAGGCAGGAGUAUCAGCAUUGCAGGGCUACUUUUGACUAUGAAAAGAAAUUGUACAAUGACCACCUUGAAUCACUUCAGGUCAUGGAGAAGAACUAUGUUACCAUGGCUAGGGAGGUAGAAAAGCUACGAGCAGAGUUAUUGAAUAAUUCUGGUGCUGAUAGAAGAACUGGUGGGUCUUAUUAUGGGAAUCCUGGAACUAAUGAAAGUGAGGCUUCUGGGCUUGCUGCAGGACAAAAUGCUUAUGAAGAUAGCUAUGGUGUUCCCCAGGGACGUGUCCCCUUCCCUCCUACUGCUGCUGCUGGUGGUCAAAGUGGGCCUGGGGGCAGUGCUGGUGCCGCUUCUGGCGGUGCUGCUGCUGCCACCCCUGCCGGAACUUCUCCGUUUGCUGGAUCUCAAUCUGGACCUCCUGGAAGGACCGGUUAUGAUGCACCAAGAGGGCCUGUUGGUUAUGAUCCCUCUGGAGGAUCUGCUUAUGAUGCACAAAGAACUGGCUAUGAUCCACAAAGAGGAGCUGUAUAUGAUCCACAAAGAGGAGCUGUCUAUGAUGUACAUAGGCCAGGUUAUGAGGUGCAAAGAGGAGCCGGUUAUGAUCCAACCCGGGGUCUUAACUAUGAUGCACAGUCCAGAGGUGCUUCUGGUCCUCAGGGACAUGUGCCUACAAGCAAUAUGCCCUAUGGUUCAGCCACUCCACCUACUGCUCGAGGGGGAACUGGGUAUGAGGCACCGCCACCUCGAGGAGGUGCAAACCCAGUUCGUAGAUGAAGCCCAGGCAUUGCCUUUGUGCCAGUGAAAUUCACUAAGAAAUAGUGUAAUUUUUAGGAUAUCCGAAAUUUCUCAAAUUUUCCUCUGAAAUUCAAGUCUUCCGGCCUCCGCUGCCUUAAAUAACACAUCUAUCGGCUAUUUCUGUUUCAAAUAUCAGAAUGGGCAGAGUUGUAGCAGGCUUGUGGCAAAAAGCAUUGUAAAGAGGGCACUGUGAACAUAUUAGACCUUUUUUCCUCAUCUCAUUUGGAAAUUAUAUUACAAAGAAAAAGUUGAUUGUACAAUACUAUGUACUUUAUAAAUGGUUGAUAGAAUUUUCUCAUU